CCGAGGGGCUGCCCCGCGGCGCCUCCGCCUCCCGCGCCGACAGAGGCGCUUCGCAGCGCCGCGCUGGCAUGGCUUACUUGGCCGCCCUGUUUCGCGGCAGUCUGGAGCAGGCUGCGCCCGAGCCUCGGGCUCGGCGACGAGCUGGGCGGCAAGGGCGGUCGUCCGCGUUGCCGAUCAGCACGAGGCUGGAGAUGGGCGCGCGCAUUGGCGCUUGGGUCGAGGAGCAAGCAGGAGCUGGCAUCCACUACACUCGCAUGCCGUGGGGUGCCCUCGCCACCAACAUGUUCAACCUGACGCCCUCCAAUGCCGUGGCGCGCCGGCUGAAGCGGGUCUACGCGGAGUGGGCCGGCAAGAGCAAGGCUGGGCGCCUGACCCCAGCAGGGGCGGGCGCGGAGGACCGGCAGCAGAGGAGGCGGCGGUCGGACGACCCGCAGGAACGCAGCCAGCUCCAGCGCAUGUCCUCGUUGAUUGGGUUCGAGCUGCUCCAAUGGUUUGUUGACGAAAUCGAAUCCUUGACGUCGCGCGGUGACUCGUCGCUCAUGCUUGAGCACGCAGUGCGGCUCAGAAGCCAGCUGCUGCAGCAGGGCCAGCGAGAGGAGGACUUGCCCAAGAUCCACAAGGGAUGGCUGUACUUGUGGCGCAAGGAGCAUGGCAUCAGCAUCCGCCAGGGCACCACGCACUUCCAGGUCAGCUACGCGAAGGCGCUGGACCGCGUGAGGUGCAUGUUCGGGAACAUCUUUCGGCUGCGCCACCACUGGUCGCGGUGCCACCCAGGGACGGCGAUGCGAUGGUUCUCGGCAGACCAGAAGCCCAGUUGGAUGAACAACGCUGGCCGCAGACCGAUGUACGCCCGUAGAGGGUCUCGUCGAGUGGCCGCCAAGGAGAACCAUGCAGCCACCAGAGACAGGUACACUAUCCUGACGUGCGCGCAGUCUUGGCAGCCUCUGGACGGCGCGGUCCCGCCUGUGGCAGUGCUCUUCAAGGCUCAGAGCGGGGCACGCCUGCGGCAGGAGCUGCAGGUCCCGCCCUGGAUGCACUUGCAGUUUCAGGAGAAGGGCAGCUACCGAGCAGACGACGUGAUGGACGCCUUAGGCUUUGCUUUGCAGCCUGCUGCAAAGCCGGAGGAUUCAAUAGUCAUCCUGCUCGACUGGUACUCGGCCCACCUCACGGCAGAGGUGCAGCAGGCAAUCAGGGACAUGGGCCACGUGGUGUUGUACCAUGGCGGCGGCGUGACUGGGCUGGAGCAAAUCAAUGACACACAUUUCCACGCCCUGGUACAGCGCCUCAUGGAGCAGAUCGAGACUCGCGUGCUGCACGAGCAGCGGCAGGAGGACCCCUCCAAGAUCGCCAGCUUGUCCCGCCAGGACGUCAUCGACGCCGUCGCAGAGAUGUGGAUGUCCCUGGACCACCGGGGCCUCUCCGAGAAGGGGUACCGCCAGACCGGGCCGCUCCUGGGAGGCGAUGCUGUGCCUGAGGACGUCUUCGUCGACUUCUGGCCCUUCUGGGAGGCGCUGGGCGGGCCGGCACUCUGGCGCCACGCGCAGCAGACGGUGGGUGAGAUGUGGUCCGCUGGCACGCUGUCCUCGUGGGCCGACGUUGACUUGCUGAUAGAGCACCACAAGCCACGCCCGUGCGCCGAGGAGGGGCUCGAGGGCGCGAACUGGGAGGUCGUCCCGGACGAAGAGGAGGAGGGCGACGACGGCGGGGACGACCCUGGCGAAGGCGCGGCUCCCGGGGGCGCCGCUUGCGGCUCGGCGCCGCUCGCCGCGCCUUGCCGCGCUGCCAGGGGCGCCCCAGCGGCAGGCGGAGGUGCGGCGGCUGCUGCGGCGCCGUCGCCCAGCGGCGCGGCGCCGCCGAGCACUCCCGCGAACGCCUCGGCGGGGAGCGGCGCGGCGCCAUCAGGCGCGGCACCCGGUGGCGCCGCUGGCGGCUCGGCGCCGCUCGCCGCGCCUUGCCGCGCUGCCAGGGGCGCCCCAGCGCCUGGCGCCUCCGACGCGGACGACGACUGGCUGAACGAUGGCGGCUCGCUGACGGAGGGCGCCGGGCCUGGCGGCGGCGGCGCUUUGCCGGGAGAGGCCCCAGAGGCAGGCCCUGCCGGCCUGGCAGGAGACGGCGGCGCCCAGCUUGGCGGCGCCGAGAGGGACAGCGGCGGUGCAGAGUCGGGAGGAGCGCCCGAGGAAGGCCCCGGCGACUUGGCAGGAGACCACGGCGGCGUGUGCACCGAGGCCGCGUACCUGUCCGCCCUGAACCACGUGAUGGUCGUGGCGCAGCAGACGCGGAACGAUCGGUUCUUGAAGAGCUGCAGAGCCGAGCUCCAGCGGAGCCACAAGAAGAGGCGGACGUACGAUGCCCCAGAGGCGCAGCGGCUCCGGCAGGCCGCCAAGGAGGCGCAGCGGCUGCGCGAGGCGGACCGGCAGGCCGCGCGGGAGGCCGAGCGGGAGAGACAGGCGGCCGAGCGGCGCGAGGAGGUUCGCGUCGUGGACGCGAAACGGCAAGCCACCGAGGCCCGGAUGGCGGCUUUGGACAAGGCCGCCGCCGCACGGAGGGAGGCCAAUGAGCGGCUGGCUCUGGAGGCGACCCGUCGCGCGAAGGAGCGGUGGUUGCAGGUGGACUACCCCGUGAUGCUCGCCGAGCGCUUGGUGGCGCGGAGGCGCCGCCUGCCCCCCCCGGAGGCGACGGCGUUGCAGGACAGGGUUCGCAGGCUGGUGGGCUCCUCGCGGGUGGAGCGCACGAUCCGCGUGCCGGAGUUGUGGGUCGACGACAAGACGCUGACAGCUCCGCGCCUCGCGGCCUCCAUGGGCGCGCUGGUGGGAGCGGCGGACGCCGCCGCCGCCCUGCGCCGGCUCAUCAACCAGUGCGCCCCUGGCGGCGCGGACCUGUUCCGCAGACGGUGGCAGCCUCCCGCCCUGCUGGAGACGUGCGGCAUGGUGGCUCCGAAAGCGUUCGUGUACGCGAUCAUUUUGCUUAGCACGUGGCUUGGGCCAGAGGCGUACCCAGAGGGCGUGCGCGAGUGGCCGCCUGCCAUCCCUGCCGCAGCGCGAGCACCGGCCUCCUCCAGCGGAAUGGGUGAUCCGUGGCUCGUUUCCGACGAGGAGCUGGACGCGGAGGGGCCGGCACUGCUGGGCGGGGCCCAAGAAGCGGAGCAGGCGGCGCUGCAGGACUUGGAACGGCAGGCGCUGACGGAUGCAGCCGAUGACCACCCGGGCGAGGAGCAGCCGCCAGAGGCACCGGCGCCGGCGCUUGUCUCAGCGAUGGCAGCGAGCGCCGGCGCUCCCUCUCGCGGCGGCCGCCAGCGCGGAGUCGCCAAGAAGCACUUGAAGAAGGCAGCGCCGAAGCCGCGCGGCCGGACGCUCAAGCGGUGGGGCUCAAGCGGUGGGGUUCCGGCGGGGGUGCAGGUGGUGAGUCGCUUGGCCGUGUGGGGCCCGAAGAUAAAGACACCUUGCGUAGUGCGCCCAUUGGUCAAACGGGGCGACCGCCACUUCUUCCCGCUGUCCGAGAAUAGUUCAUGGCUGCGGCGGGCCUGCGAUGAGUCUCGCGGCCAGACUCACUGGUCCCGUGGUUUCCAGUACGCGAUCAGCAACCUCAGAGGCGUGCUCAAGGAGGGGAUCUUCUCGAAGACGGACCCGAGGGCUCAGUUGCAGGCUUCCGCGCAGGCCGUGGGCUUCGACGAGGAGGACGGCGCGGAGGAUAACAGGCCUCGGCGGCGCGGCGCGCCUUCAAACGUGGACGCCGUGACCGUGCAGCUGGGCGACACAGACCUUUUCGUGAGGGCGCGGGAGAAGCCGUACUUGAUCGAGGCGACGGAGACGUCCAUCAUGGCCGUGAUCAAAUACAUCCAGACAAAGAUGCGCGAGGACAGCGCGACGAUCCGGCUGAGGGCGGAUUCGCGGUCCAAGCCAUCAUUCCAGAUCGCUUCGGACGGGUGCCCAGCGAUCGCGGGCAAAAUCACAUGGCACCCCUCUGUCAGGGCGUGGAGCGCCCACUACAAGACGACCGACAAGGAGGCCAAGAUCAAGAGGCUCGGCGUGAGGGGCCUCGGCAUUGGCGAGGAUUGGGUGAAGAGCAGGAAGGCCGGGUACCGGGAGGCCAUCGUGUUCUGGAACAGAGAGGACAAGAGCACGAGAGAUCGCAUUCCCGUCCCUGACGAGUGA
This is a messenger RNA of Prorocentrum cordatum, 4151 nucleotides long. The record is from the annotation of a GenBank genome assembly. NCBI's taxonomy places the organism in Eukaryota, Dinophyceae, Prorocentrales, Prorocentraceae.